Messenger RNA from Anthonomus grandis grandis, 1211 nucleotides. RefSeq lists its product as uncharacterized. The record is from RefSeq and is a predicted model, not a curated record. The transcript is spliced from 6 exons. The coding region runs from base 414 to 1064 and encodes 216 amino acids. Lineage: Eukaryota; Metazoa; Arthropoda; Insecta; Coleoptera; Curculionidae.
GACUUCGGCAAGUGGUACCGCGUAAUGGUGUCAAACGUUCCUCAUUUCCUUUUUUAAAAUGAAGCAAUUUCUUAGAUUUACGUAAUUUUUUUUUUACGUAAGCUCUAAGUACGAUCUAACAGGUGGAAGAUGGCAAAUAAACGUGGUGUCUGGUGAUCUUUGAAAUUUCCACGACGUGAACGUUGAAAUUUAAAGAAUUUUUAAGAUACAGGGAAAAACUCUAUAAAUAAGUGAGUUUUUUUUACGUAAGAGUUAGUGCAUAUUGGGUUCCUUGUGCAGUAAGUGCGUUUUAUUGUGUGUGUGGUGUCGGCUCGAAGGACCAUAAAUGAAGUCCAAACAGAAGCUUUCUUCAGCAUUGGUCGGAUAAAAGAACGAGUGCAUCGGUACCCCGGGCCAGUCUUAAUUAAAACAAUAUGAGGAACGCGAUUGUUUUUCAGGUUUUUGCGGUUUUUUGGCAGUACGGAGCCGUUGCCGGGCUGUACGGCUUAGGAGGGUUUGGAAGUUUUGGUUUCAGAGAUGAACCAGAGGACCCAAAACGAGUCAGAAUCUACCUGGACGACGACGAAAAGCUCCUUAUACCAAAAAACUCGAAAGUCGAAUAUGUUAAUCCUGUUAUAGAAAUUGGUCAGGAAUAUCCCCCCGUGUUGCCUUCUUAUGUAACAAAGAUAAUCAAAAAGCCACUGUACUUACCUCCCCAGCAGUAUCAACCUCCACAGUUCUACCCCAAACCGUUAGCCAGUCUUUAUGGGAAAUCCCCAUUCACUUUGGAAGAUUUAAGAAUCAAAUCUGACGAUAAUGGUGGGUAUUUGGGAGCCACCUCAGCCGUUGGACAUCAACCAAUUACCGACGAAGUUUCUAUUCCCGCGUUUAAUCAUCAGGUACAGGCCAAAGAAUCAUCUUCACCGGUGGCUUAUGGAAAGCUUCUCAGGCCGAUUUUGUUGCUGCCCAACGGGUGGAUUCACGGGGUGAACAUUGAGGACGGAGAGCAAGAGAAACCCGUUACCGAAGAGAGACCCGACGAUUUAAAGUAUGAUUUUAGGACCAGAACGCAUUCUAUCAGAUAAUUUUUUUUAGGAGUUUUUUUUGUACAUGUUUAUAGUGACUUUUUAGGGAACUUUGUAGUAUUUUAGGGAAGUCUGUGAUUGUAAAGAGAUUUUUUUAAUUUAUUUUUUUUUUUAUUAAAUGUUAUUAUUAAUAAAUAUUCAUGAAGA